AUGAGAUAUCCCUUACCGUAUACUGGGCUGACUUAUAAUGUUCUAUCAAGUUUGCAUUUAGAUCUGGACCACGAAGCGCCGAGUUCUGCAGCGUUUACCGUCGAAUGGACACGAUUAACAUGGUCCUUGUUGGCCGUCAUUUCCAGGCUCAGCUCGCGGUUCAUCGAUCCGCGACAUGUUGAUCAAGAUGAACAACAACUCACCAAACGCCUCAACAUCAAACUCUUCGAUCUCAUCAACAAGGCACGACCCGUCCGUCCGCCUCCCGGUAUGCUGGAGAACGAUUUCCGAUGGGUACAGUUUUAUAAUUUACUGGUUCCUACGUUGACUACGCUACACGAUCUGUACUCUCAACUCGAUACAUCCGUGCAGUCGUUGGAUACGGCUAUCGCAACAUUCACUGAAGCUCAGCUUCGGCCGUGCGUGGAGUCUUUCCGUGAGCUUUGUAGAUCACAUGCGACAACGAUUUUCCCGUCGUUGAGAGCUGCUCAACUGGAUCGAAUGGCGAAUUUCCGGGAAAUCCCUGAAGAAAAACUGAGGCUCGCCACUCUAUACUACACAUCAAUGCUGUAUACACUAGGGAUUCUCGCCUCAAGACUGCAG
Molecule: messenger RNA, 603 nt
Organism: Cooperia oncophora
Lineage: Eukaryota; Metazoa; Nematoda; Chromadorea; Rhabditida; Trichostrongylidae
Source: the annotation of a GenBank genome assembly